Messenger RNA from Panicum virgatum (switchgrass), 720 nucleotides. Its product is annotated as malate dehydrogenase, glyoxysomal-like. The transcript is spliced from 3 exons. Gene Ontology annotation, biological process: malate metabolic process. Gene Ontology annotation, cellular component: chloroplast; cytoplasm. Gene Ontology annotation, molecular function: L-malate dehydrogenase (NAD+) activity. The record is from RefSeq and is a predicted model, not a curated record. Lineage: Eukaryota; Viridiplantae; Streptophyta; Magnoliopsida; Poales; Poaceae. Bases 67 to 705 code for a protein of 212 amino acids.
GUUUGAAAUUCUAUACAGGUGCGUGGAUUCUUGGGCCAGCCACAGUUGGAAAAUGCUCUAACUGGGAUGGAUCUUGUGAUAAUUCCUGCUGGUGUCCCUCGGAAACCUGGGAUGACAAGGGACGAUCUAUUUAACAUCAAUGCUGGAAUUGUACGUACUCUUUGCGAGGGAAUCGCGAAUUGCUGCCCCAAGGCGAUUGUGAAUGUGAUCAGUAAUCCUGUCAAUUCUACCGUUCCAAUUGCUGCUGAAGUUUUCAAGAAAGCUGGGACAUAUGAUCCCAAGCGCCUUUUGGGGGUUACUACACUUGAUGUAGUGAGAGCCAACACUUUUGUGGGAGAGGUUCUUGGACUUGAUCCCAGAGAAGUCAAUGUUCCUGUCAUUGGUGGGCAUGCUGGAGUUACGAUAUUACCACUCCUUUCACAGGUGAAUCCUGCCUGCUCAUUCACUUCAGAAGAGGUUAAUUACCUCACUUCUCGCAUACAGAAUGGCGGGACAGAAGUAGUUGAGGUAUGCUUUUCCUUGCUGCAUUUCUUAUACACAAGGAGGAAAACCCCUUAUGCAUUUUCUCAGCCCUGUAUAUCGGUUCAACAUUCAUCUGACCUGUUAGAUCUAUGGAUUCUGGUUCUUCUUUUUGGUUCUAUGAUUAACAAAUCUGAAAAAGAAUCCGCAUGCUUAAUUUUGAGAGUACAAGAGUCAGAUCAUUAGUAAAAUGGAUAUGUG